Molecule: messenger RNA, 2849 nt
Organism: Scaptodrosophila lebanonensis
Lineage: Eukaryota; Metazoa; Arthropoda; Insecta; Diptera; Drosophilidae
Gene: Ctf4
Product: WD repeat and HMG-box DNA-binding protein 1
Exons: 1
Coding region: 73-2766 (897 amino acids)
Biological process (GO): mitotic cell cycle; DNA-templated DNA replication; DNA repair
Cellular component (GO): nuclear replication fork
Molecular function (GO): chromatin binding; protein binding
Source: RefSeq, a predicted model, not a curated record
GAAAGAAGCAAAGACCACGGCUGAAAGAGAUAAUUGUUGAAACUAUAGAUUGUACUCUCCAUAAACGGGAAAAUGAGCUUUUUACGUAGCUCGUUGCGGUAUGCCCACACCAAUGGAUACACAAAUCUUUUGUACACGCCCAAGGGCGAGUACAUCAUAACUUGCGGCUCUGACGGCGACAUUCGCCGUUGGACUGAUGUUUGUGACGAUGAUCCUAGCUCGAAUUGCCUGGGCGAGUUUGUCAUGUGCAUUGCCUACACGGGCUCUCGGGUGCUGGCAUCCACUGAUCGCAAUACAGUCCAGGCAUACACCUUUCCUGACAUGGAAAAUGAUGGUAUUUUGAUACGUUUUACUGCUCCGGCCACAUGUCUACGCGUUUGUGGUGAAUACACGGCUGCAGGCAGUGAGGAUACGACCAUUAAAGUGAUACGCGGGGAAAACACGGGCGAGGAAGUUAUUCUUCAGGGGCAUACUGGACCUGUGCUGGCCCUGGAUUUGUAUCCCGAGCGCCAAAUGUUGGCAUCUGUCGGCGGCGACGGCUGCCUUAAGGUAUGGAACGUUGAAAGCGGUGUAGAAUUGAAGAAUAUUGAAGGCCUGCCUCACGUCAAUAGCUUUGAGAGUGCCAUCUUGUAUGGAACGCCCAGCUUUGAACCUCUGCGCGGCGAACAGUUGGCUUAUGCUUUGGACAAGGAGAUUGUGGUGCUGAACACGUCCAGCUGGGAAGUAGCCUACAAGCUGCAAGACGAACGCGUUUCUAGCAACUACAGUUGCUGUCAGUUUUCGCCGAACGGCCAGCGCUUAGCCGCAGGCACUACUGGUGGAGAAUUGAGCAUAUUUGAUGUACAUCGCCGCAAGGCAUUAAAAGUGGAGGCUCCGCCCAGCGACUGCAACGCAAUAUCGUGCCUCGCGUGGAAUGCUGCAAACGAAGAUGAGUUGGCCUUUUGCGAUGCCACAGGUCAACUAGGCACUUUAUUUAUGGGCGAGGAACUGACGGAAGACAAUGUCGAUGAUGGGGAAACUGCAGCAGAAGAUCUGUUUGGGGAUAUGGAAUUCACAAACGACAAUGAAGCAACUGAGGCGGCCGAUGACGAUGGUGAUGGCGUUAGUCUUGAACAGUUAAAACGCAAGGUCAUGAACAACGCCACAUCCUAUUCCAUAAAAGAUGGGGCUGCCCUCCAUGAUCCAGACGAUGAGCACUCCAAGUGUUCGUUGGCUUCGAGCGUCGCUCAAGUGGGUUUAGCAUCCAUGCCCAAAUUGUUUAAGCAACAAGUAGCCUUUCAGCCCAGUUCGACUCCCAGUGAUUUGGAGCACCGCUACUUAGCAUGGAACGAUGUUGGCAUUGUAACUGCCCACACAGAUCCAUCUGGAGAUGGUGCCAUAGACGUCGAGUUUCAUGACGCCAGUGUCCAUCAUGCACUUCAUAUCAGCAACUAUAAUCAACACAAUCUAGCUAGCUUAAGUCGCAGCGCUCUUGCUCUGGCUUCCACAGAUUCCAGUAAACUGGUGGUGAUAGCUUUAGCUGCUGCCGGCAACAAGGAGUGGUCGCUAAAUCUGCCCGACUGUGAGUCUGUAGAGGCACUGCUGGCAACAAACAAAUUGAUUGCGGUUGCAACAAGCUCCCAUUUUCUUCGUCUCUUCAGCGUCAUGGGUACUCAACGCGAGGUAUUGAGCAUUCCCGGGCCAGUGCUGGCGCUGGCCGGACAUGAGAAUAGCUUGAUCGUAAUUUACCAUAGUGCUUCACCUAGCCAAACACAACAGCAUCUGGCAGCUAUGCUAAUCAAUGUGAACGGCUUGAGUUUGCGCGUCCAGCAGUUACCGGUGCCACUCACUCCAGGUCGGCAGGUCACCUGGUUGGGCUAUAGUGAUUGUGGUUCGCCCGUAUUUGGCGAUAACAUGGGCUUGGUACAACUCUACCGUCAGCAAAGCAACGCCUGGUUCCCCAUUUGCGAUAUGAUGAAACAGGCUAUGAGCGUGUCUCACAAUUAUUUCAUCAUUUCAGUGUCCGAGCGAAGUCAGAUUAUUCAGGCGGUUCUAUGUCGUGGAACGUCCUACCCUAUGACCAAUCCGCGGCCCAUGCUGCAGGAGCUGCGCUUGCAACUGCCAUUAUGCGACAUUGAGGUCGAGAAAUCGGAGCAGGAGGAUCUCCUCGUACGUGCUAGCAUUAUGGAUAUCGAAGGCGCCGAAAAGUUGCAAAAGGAAGCGGCUAUCAAACUUUUUGCACUGGCGUGUCGCAGCGAGUGCGAGACCCGCGCUAAAGAGUUGAUCGAGUCCAUUGCGUGCACCGAGCUGCUGCAGCUGGCCGUCAAAUAUGCCUCCAAGCUGGGACGCAUUCAUCUGUCGGAUAGACUAUGUGAGUUAGUUCCGCAACUAGAAGCGGUUCAGGAGGCACGUAAGCAACAACAACUACUAGGUGUCAAUGGUAUAUCGGCCACCAUUGUGAUACCAGCCACGCCCACAUCUCUAAAUGCCACAACUACAAAAUUGGCACCCAAAGCAAUGGAGCUGAGCGGCUCUAAGCGUAACACUCUAAAACGCUUCUCCAACUCGCCCAAUCUCUUCAAGGCGGUGGCUCGGCCUUCAACUCCCGAGCCGCUGCCGCUAGAUACGCAGGAGAAUAUAUUUGGUGAAUCGGAAUUACAGUCGACCAAUGAAGUACCAGAGCAACGCACGCCACUUAAUUCUGUUAAUCCAUUUGCCAUGAAACGGAAACUGGCCGAUAAGGGCGUCAUAUUUGGCUCGGAGAAACUAAAAUUGGCGAAAAAAUGAGAUUCAAUUAUGUUAAGGUUUUAUGUUUAAAAGAUUUUAUGUAUUUGCUUUUCGAGAAUAAUUAAACCGUAAUUUUAAACAGA